CUCCUGCUCCAGUGGAUUUGACAGGAGCCAACAGUUCAGCACAACACCACUUUCAGGAAACUAGAAGUUAGGUGUCGGACCUGUAACUUGUAGUAGAAGUUAGACAUAUUCACGUUGAGUUAAAACAUACAACUGUUGAAUAACCACAGUAUUGAUACAUGUGUAGGUAGACGGUGAUAAUGUUGGACCCUGCGGGAGGAUGAUGAAGAAGAGAUUGUGGCGAGUUAUGUCAGCGUGCCUACUUGUGUUAUUACUGUGUUGGCACCCCACUAAAUAUGUUAGCUGCACAGAGCAACCCCCAGAGGCUCAGACCCAGAGUCUGAAGGAAGAUCCUGGCGACAGGUCCCAUCACAAGGGUGUUGUUCAGUUAGAGGAUGGCUGGGGGUCACAGUAUGUCCAGCACCUAUCUGAAGAGGAGGUGCUGCCAGAGGGAGAGGAGGUGGAGACACAGCAGCGGGGCCUAGCAGAGGAGGAGGGGGCGGGGACUCCAAGCACUGAGGUGGAGAACAAGGAGCAUGUUCAGACGUUGGACCUGGAGGAUUCUGAGAAGGAGCCAGAGACAGCAGAACCAGAGGCCGAGCCAGAGACAGCAGAACCAGAGGCCGAGCCAGAGACAGCAGAACCAGAGGCCGAGCCAGAGACAGCAGAACCAGAGACAGCAGAACCAGAGACAGCAGAACCAGAGACAGCAGAACCAGAGGCCGAGCAGCCACCUCCAGAGCCCGUUGUCACCCAAGAGCUGCAGCCAACACCCACCUCUGACCUAUUCCCUCUAUCCUCUGCCCUCAACCCCGUCACUGAAGACCCCUCCAUGCCCCAUGGCUCAUCCUCUAGUGUACCAGAGGAUACUUUGUCUGAUGUCCCUGUACCGGAAUUCAGCGAUACUGAUCUUGCCACAGACGACUGUGAAGCUGGAGAAACCAACCCCUUUGAUGAAUCCUGGACCUGCCUGAGUAGCGGCUCCAACAUCCAGGACCAGAGUCCCAGUCUUCCUGUUGUCCUGGAGAAACUUAACAACGCUCAAGGAAAAGGCACCAAGACCGACAACACCUCCCACAUGCUGAAAGAACGGGGCUUGAGCUCACACAUCGCCACGGAGAAGGAUCCUAAUGUGGCAACCAAGGAUGCGGAGGACAUCCCCACCUUUGACGAGUGGAAGAAGAAAAUUCUGGAGAAGGAGAACACUCUGGCCACUCACAUCUCCACCAACGGCGGCUCCCACGCUGUAAAGAAGGUGCAGAAGAACUUCAACAACUAUGCCUCAGUGGAGUGUGGCGCCAAGAUCCUGGGUUCUAACCCAGAGGCUAAGAGUACUUCAGCCAUAUUAAUGGAGAGCAUGGAUCAUUACAUGUUAAACCCCUGCAGCAACAAGAUCUGGUUCAUCAUCGAGCUGUGCGAUCCCAUCCAGGUGAAGCAGUUGGACAUUGCUAACUUUGAGCUCUUCUCCUCCACACCCAAAGACUUCCUGGUCUCCAUCAGUGACAGGUACCCGACCAACAAGUGGGUGAAGCUGGGCACUUUUCAUGCUCGGGAGGAGCGCACUGUUCAGAGUUUCCCUCUGGACGAGCACCUGUACGCCAAAUAUGUCAAGAUGUUCACCAAGUACAUAAAGGUGGAGCUGGUCUCUCACCAUGGAUCUGAACACUUCUGCCCCCUUAGUCUCAUAAGGGUUUUUGGAACGAGUAUGGUGGAGGAGUAUGAGGAGAUCGCUGACCCCCUGGACAGACCAGACGACCAGGAUGACGACCUCGAUUAUCCUCCUGGAUACGUUCCUGCAGAGGACAAGGCUUCAAAUGACCUCAUAGGAUCAGCCAAGGACGUCAUUCUGAACAUGGUGAACAACAUUAAAGUCAACGUGCUGGGAGGAGGACCAGGUGAAGGGAACUUCUCAGGCCAGACAGUGAACCUGACUGUCGUUACAUCAUCUGACCCUGACACCACCACCCUCAGCCCAGUGCCUGACGCUGUAGAGGUGGAGCAGCCUGAAGUACUAGAGGACCCUGAUGUCACUACCACAGAGGAACCCAAACCAGAGCAUGUAACUGAAGAGGAGCAGGUAGUCUCUCCUAUAGAGGAGGAGGAGGUCCAGUCUAUAGUCACCAUGCUGGAGGAGGAAGAGGAUGGGAGGGAGAGAGAGGAGCACCGUUGCCCUGGCCAUCGAGAGAAAGAAAGCCUUGACUACUGUGGCCCAUCUUCCUCCUCUUCUUGCUCCUGCUCAGCCUCCCUCCAGGAGUACCUCGUUCACCAGUGUUCCUUUCAGAGAAACUAUACCAGCCAGGAGAGGAAACCAGAGGCUACUCCAGCUCCAGUCACCCCCACCACCCCGUCACAGCAGCUGCCCAUCUCCCCCACGCCCACCCAGACACCCCAGCAUUCACACACUCAGGGGGAACAACCCCAGGAGAGAGAGCCCAGCUCUGCCCAUGGGGAGAGAGAAGCCAGGCCCACUGACACCCCACCACACCUUCCAUGGGUUGAGACUGAGGCAGUGGAAGAGGUAGAGCCCAGUAUGGAGCUGCCCCACCUAGAGCCCAGCCAGACCUCCACCCUGCCCAGACCCAGCUCCACCGACACCUCCAGCUCUGCCGCCAGGCCCACACCUGCCGUGGCGCCUCCACUCCACACCUUAUCCAAAGACCUGCCUGGGCAGAAGCACCCCAUCACUGGGGCAGAGAAAAGCCAGGAGGUGCAGCAGGGGGAGAUGAGGCAGCCUCUCACUGUCGCCAGCUCCAGUGACCCAGUGGAGCAGAGCUGGGGAACCCCUGUAGAGGAGAGGCCCUGUCCUGAAGUCCAGCCUGUAGAACAAGACAACAUCCCGGUCAUCCACCAACCACAUGUGGCUGAUCCACUCCCCCCACCCCUCCUCACUACCUCCACCCCCACAGAGCAGCAACAGCCUCUGGGAUCCCCACUUACACCAGCGGGUGCCGGCGGCGGCAACACUACUCCUGAGGAGCAGAACUCUGUCCCCGUCGUGGUCAUGACGGAGCCCCCCUCGCAUGGCCAUGGCCAGGCCGUGGCCACAGAAACCAAGGGGGAGGCGGAGCUUGUGGAGGACAUUGUCUUCACCCCGUCGCCCAAUGGCAACGGGCAGCAGCUGCCUCGCCCCACCUCCUUCCAGCCCCCCUCUCCUUCCCCUUUAGACUUCUAUGCAGAGCUCCACAACGCCACUGAGCAGUGGAACGGGAACCCGAUGCACGGCUCCACCAGCCAGAAGGAGUCUGUGUUCAUGAGGCUCAACAACCGAAUCAAGGCCCUGGAGAUGAACAUGUCGCUGAGCGGACGCUACCUAGAGCAACUCAGCCAGAGGUACCGAAGGCAGAUGGAAGAGAUGCAGAGGGCUUUCAACCAAACCAUCAUCAAACUGCAGAACACAUCCAGGAAGGCAGAGGAGCAGGACCAGAGACAGACAGAGUCCAUCCAUUCGUUGCAGGGCCAACUGGAGGACGUCACACAGCUGGUGCUCAACCUGUCUGUGAGAGUCAGCCAGCUGCAGAGCCAGGUGACAGACAGGCAGAGUUACCUCCUGCUGUGCCUGGUGUUGUGUUUGAUCCUGGGCCUUCUGCUGUGUUUCCAGCACUGUCGCAUGGCUGCCAUGCAGCCUCCCUCCACAGACCCUCCUAUAACCUACAGCUACUGCUCCCCAGAGAGGCGGUUCUCUGAAUAUGAAGACAUGAGCUUGAAGAGACGAGCCUCAUAUCCUCUCCUGCACUCUGAUUCCUUCCAGUUACCUACCACUGAAGGUGCAGAGUCACUGCAAACUGUUGAACCAAUCAAUUUUCCACCAGCUAAUAAAAAGAAACGCAGUAAGAUGAAGACCGUGGAGACCCUGAAGAGCACUGCUUUCUGUUCUCCUUUGCUUGCUAACCGAGCACCCAUAUAUAACAGCCGUGGCACCAUAGACCCUCUACCCCGCACGGGGCAUCUCCGCCACCCUGCCUUCAGGGACCCCCCCUCUGAGGGCAGCUCUGAGGGCUCCUCCCAGUCAGAAGAGCCCUCCUUCUGUGGCCUCGCUCCUGCCACCUGCACGCGCCUCUGUGACGGCCUGCCCCCGCCCAGGAGCAGGGCAGAGAAGCUGGCUUUCAAGCCUGGGCGCGUGGAUCUCCUGCAGGGCCCGCGGAGAGACAGUAGCGAAGCUACACCCACCAUCCUUACCCUGCAGGACCUCAUCGGGGGGGAAAAAGAGCUAGCUGCAGGGAGGCUGGGAGUGAUGGCGCUCUGAGGUCCCAUCUGACACAGACUGCUCCUCCUUCAGACUCUGGAACACUCAUCCUCUGAAUGGAGGGUUGUUGUUAUCUCUGUAUACAUAGGAGGCUUUAGGCUAGUACACAAAUGAGACAAUCCCUCUUCUUCCACCUCCUAACCAGCAUGUUAUGUUCUGUCCAUGUUCUCUGUCAAACCUUUUGUCAGGCUCUUUGUUAUGAGGUUAAUAAUGACAACCUUAAAAGAUAAGUUCACUUUUUUUUAAACCAAAUCUGUAUUUUGGAUGUAAAUGGCAUGUUCUAGAAUAAAACAUGAACAAAAGCCAAAAAAAUCACCCAAAUAAGUCAUAUUAGAAACGCAACUUCUGAAAUUGUCUUUCCAAACUUUAUAUGCAAUGUUAUAUUUAAUUUUGUGCGACUCAAGCAGUUUCCCCGAUCCAUCUGUGCUUAUUUUCCGUGUAGCCCGAGCAUGCGCACCCAGAAAAGUAUCAUGGGCUACACGGAGAAAUAUCGCUCGAGUCGCACAAUAUGAAAUAUGUUUCCAAUAAAGUUUGGUGUGACAAAAGGUAUUGUGUACAACAUCUAAAGACCUGCAUCACUAUAGUGAGAGCGUUGCCAUUUCUAAAAGGAUGUAUUUGGGUGAUUUUAGAGCUUUUGUUUGACUUUAUCCCGGCCCUGGCACUGCAGAAUGAGCAGGAGGAAGUCUAUCUCUGGUUGGGGUAAGUUUAUCAAAAACAAGGGAAAUCGCAAAAGAAUAAUGUCUGGGCACUUCUAUAACAUCCCAUUUACGUUGAAAAUACAGAUUUGGUAAAGAAGUUCUCCUUUAAAGGUGCACAAUGUAACAAUCAAAACUACAAAUAAUAGCCAAUGUCAAGGAUGGGCUAAAGGAAUACAAUUCCAUGAAAGGAAAAUCUAAGUUAGAAUUUGCUUUUACUAGUGGGUUGCUGGUCUAGCCAUGUUCAUUUCAUAGAAACAGCAGGUUUUUCCUGUUUCAAGAAUGGUUCUCAUUUUCUGAAGUUGAAAACAAUUUCUUAUAUUAGGGAUAAAUGGGCCCUAUCAAAGCUAUUUGACCACAGUAAAAGUGCAGCAACACCUGCUAUGACCUAGCUUUUUGUUAGAACUUGUUUUGUAAUUUAUGGACGAGUGAGUAGAUUGUACCAUGGUUGGACACCUGCAAUUUCAUGCAAAUGUCACUUAAAUAUAAAUUGUUAAUAUAUUUAUCAUAUCAUGAAUAAAUGCAGGUUGAGACUUUUCUACUAUUACGUUGGGGACUUUUAUUUAGACAUUUCCCCCAAAAUGCUGUGACCCGGAAGUGACAUUUUAAUCUGGGUGACAGAGACGGAAGUGAGAUGGCCCACUCCCUCAUUUUUUGGGGUUACAUUACAGUCAAUGAACUAAGCAGGCCAGACCCCACUCCUAUUGCAUUGGGGUCUAUGGGAGAACCACCCUGCAGAACGGAUUUAUUUUAAUUUUGUUCAAUUGUAAGCAGCCUGAGUGAACUCUUAAUUUAUCCACCAUCUUUGGCUAACAAGAAGCCUGGGAUCACAUGUGUUGUUUACAGAGCUAGCUAGUCUAGUACUGCGCAAAAGAACUUGACUGCAGCUGGGUUUUCUUCAGCCAGCAGGCCGGUAACAUUUCAGUGUGUAGUACCUGGAUGCCACAGUAGAAAUGUGACCAUCGUUUUCCCAAAAAUGAAGAGCUCAGACAUUAGUGGGUGGAUGGACAAGUUGCACCUUUAUAGAACAAAAAUAUAAACGCAGCAUGUAAAGUGUUGGGCCCAUGUUUCAUGAGCUGAAAUAAAAGAUCCCAGAAUUUUUCCAAA
This is a messenger RNA of Oncorhynchus nerka (sockeye salmon), 6024 nucleotides long. Its product is annotated as SUN domain-containing ossification factor-like. Gene Ontology annotation, cellular component: cytoplasm; membrane. The coding region runs from base 200 to 4222 and encodes 1340 amino acids. The transcript has 22 exons. Lineage: Eukaryota; Metazoa; Chordata; Actinopteri; Salmoniformes; Salmonidae. Gene Ontology annotation, biological process: regulation of bone remodeling; protein folding in endoplasmic reticulum. The record is from RefSeq and is a predicted model, not a curated record.